GGGACUGAAGGAAAAAGGGAAACAGAAAUAAAAAAAAAUCGGAUAAUUUUCAUCGCAUUAUUCUGACCUGGAAAUCUCGCCUUUACCCUUUAUUUUUUUGUACAAUCAUUUUCUCGAAAAAAAUACAAAGGAAAAGCGUUUGUGCAGCAGUUAAAAGUAGAUGCCUUACACGCCUUACACCUUGCAGACGAUUGUAAAGGCUUCUCAAGUACAAGAACAAGCAUCUACCUCACCUACAUCGACAACACUUUUGCCAAAAAGAACAGAUCCAAAUGGCAAUGCACCCACAUCGCCUACCAUCAGCCAGGCUCAACCAAUAGACAACCAUAUUACAGCCGUAAGCGCUUGGGAAACGGAUAUAUACUGUGGAACAUCCAAAGGGACUGUCCUACAUUAUGUUGUUGAGGACACUGCAUCGCUCUAUAAAGCAUUACAAUCGUCGUCUCCGACUCGCUUAGAAAACAGAAUCCACUUGAAUUUGGGAAAGAAAAGUGUAGAAAAGAUUUUGCUGCUACCUCAAGUCUCCAGAGCUGUCGUACUCUGUGAUGCAACACUCUUAUUUUUUUCAUUACCCUUCUUUGAACCCAUCCCAGCAUCCUUCAUACAACCCAUCAAAGGCGUAUUCUGCUUUUCGCAUGACGUCGGUGAAGAGGGUAGGAUUGGAGAAGAUGGGACAGUGGAACUGGUGGUAGUGAAAAGACGAACGAUGCAAAUUUACAAAAUAGGAGAGACAGUGCAUUUGAAAAAGGAAAUGCCUCUCUCCGAUAAUGCCAUUACGGUGACAAGAUAUGGCCGCAUGGUCUGUCUAGCCGAUCACCAGGAAUACAAACUCAUCCACUUGAAACAAGCGACAGUAACGCCUUUGACACCCAUUCCGCGCGUGCCCGCAACAUCCACUUUAUCGGGAGGAGCAUCGAACAGCUCGCUCGUACCUUGUCCAAAAGUAGCCGUUGUGAAAAAAGAUGAAUUCGUCAUUGUGAACGGCAGUGCCGACAACCAAGCCAUUGGCAUUUUUGUCAACGCCAACGGCGAUGCUAUACGAGGCACUCUACAAUGGUCCAGCUAUCCUCAAGCCUUAUGCAUCGAAUUCCCCUACACUGCCGCCUUAUUAUCCAACCAGACGAUCGAGGUGCACAAUAUCCUCGAUCAAACGCUUGUACAGACACUACCCUUGGAUCCCGAUGUCCAAGCCAAGGGAAUGACGUUUGUUCACGGCAUCACUGUAUGGAUGAAUGACAUAGCAGAAAAGUUAAAGCAACGGCCAUGGCCCCACGAGAGGAUACACCUGCAGGACGCAGAAUUGGACAAUCGGUUACGACGGGACACGGCUCGUUAUUCAAGCGCCUCAGCACGUAUUCUUCUUUAUGGGAAAGAAACCGUCAUGGCCCAAACAACGACCCCCUUCGUCGUACAAGCGGACGCAUUGCUCGAUAAAGGUUCGCUGGAAGAAGCGCUGCAGUUGGCAGAACACACAAAGAACACCCUGUCCACGGAUAGCACCGUACACACGGAAAAGCUACGAGCAGAGUUGAAUUACACAUUUCAAAAGGCCGGCCUUUUACUGCUAAAGCAGACGCUUUACGAGGAUGCCUUUUCAUUGCUGUCGAACGGAAACAUCGAUCCACGCGUGGUAGUGCAUAUGUUUGAAGGGCUAUCGCAAGGAAAAUGGCUAGAAGAGUAUCCUCCCGUACUCCUUUACGAUGGCGUGCGACACGUACUCGAAGCAAUAGGAACAAUAAAGGAUAUCGUGAACGACAACUUGAAAGAGUCAGCUUCUGAACCCGGAGGACCUACAAACGAUGAAUCCCAGCUUGCCAAAGACGUAUCAAAGAUGCGGCGUGUAUUGUUAAUGAACGCCAGAGAUGCUUUGCUUGACUAUUUAAAGAAAGAACGCGAUAAAUGGAGAGCAUCCUUAUCAGACGAUAACGAAAUCAUUCGCACCGUCAUUGAUACCUCUUUGCUAAAGAUAUAUUUGUCGCAAAAAGAUGAUUCCUCCAUUCUUGAAUUGUUACAACAAUCCAAUCAUUGCAGUAUCGAGGAUUGUGCAAAGGCAUUGACGAAAGCAAAGAGAUUCUAUGCUUUAUCUGUAAUGUAUAAAUCGAAGCAUAUGUAUGAAAAGGUGCUCGAUUUAUGGGCAAAGUUCUAUACAGGGGAAAUGGUCGAUGCAAACUUUAAAAAUGGAUUAGAAAGCAUGAAAGAGCUUUUAUUACAAGAUACUCCUUCAAAAGAGUUAUCUUUAUCAGUGAUCAUGCAGUAUGCAUGGUGGAUCACUAGCAAAAAUGCGAAAGAGGGUGUUGAAAUCUUUAUGAAUUCACCCAGAUCCAAGGAAAUGGAUCCCGACGAGAUAUUAGAGAAGCUAGAGGAUGACAGCUCUGAAGGCGCAAAAAUAUACCUCGAACACCUAGUUUUGACAAAGAAGAGCGAGAGACCUGACUACCAUACAAAAUUAGCGCUCAACUACUUAAAAGACAUACAUGACUAUUGUUUACAAUCAGAUAGCCGCAGUGACACAGAAGCUUUAGUUGAACGCUUCAAAGAAAUACAGAAAACAUCCUCUUCAGAGGAUGGCAGUGAAGCCCUUGAAGCAGAGGAUCAAACACAACAAUGUACAUUUGUGAGCUAUCUUGCCUCACAGCAACAUCAAACAGAUGUAAUCAAACUUCAUCUAAAAUUAAUUGAUUUACUCCAGACGUCUGGUGUAUAUUCGCCUGCAGUGCUGUUCGAAAGAAUGAAGCAACCGGGGUUGUUGAGCAUUGAGGAAGCUAUUGUUCGUGGAAGACUCGGCGACCACAAAGAAGCCUUGACAAUUUUAGUGCGGGAUUUACAAGACUUUGCUGGUGCAGAAAUAUAUUGCCUCACGAACGGUCAAAGUGUUGGAUUGAUACCUCAUACUCCAACAGCAGAAAGCGGAUCUUUUAAAGAUAAGCCUUUGCUACCCUUGCAAUGCGACGAUACCCAACACUCAAAAGAGAACUUUACUGAAAGACAAGCCUUGUUUUCUAUGUUGUUGCAGUCUUACAUAGCUGCACCGGACAGUGAUGUAACGAUGGCUCGCAGUGCUCAUCUACUCAACACUCAAGGAAUGUAUUUUGAUACCCUUAACGUUCUUGAACUUAUACCCGACCAUUGGCCUGUGCAACUCUUUCAAGAUUUCAUAAUACGAUCAUUAAGAAGGUCUACGAAUAGCCUCGAUGAUAAUAAGAUAGAAUUAGGUUUGAGUAGAGGUCAAAACAUUCUGGUGAGCAGUGACCUAUUCAAACUCUAUGGAGUCAUCGGGCCCAUUGAGGUGGAUAACCAAACAGUUUGUGUGAAAUGUCACCGCUACAUUGGAACGAAUAUUUUUGUGAGAGAAAGCCAGUACGGACAGCUGCUCCACCUUCAUUGUGCCAAAUUACUUGGCUACGUGGAUGAUGCUGGUGAAUGACCAGUAGAAAUUGACUGAAAUUAUUGCACUGUUCAUUUUGUAUAUUUAAAAUAGUAUUCCCGUGUAUGUGCAAUAUGCAUUUAUUAGUUAAUAAAAACAAGUAUUUAGUAGUAUGUAAUAAAUAGAACGUUAAUGACUAUAAUGAUAAUCAAAAAAGGUAAAAUAGUAGUUCUAAUGAGAGAAUAAAAGGUAUGCCUUCC
Molecule: messenger RNA, 3624 nt
Organism: Mycotypha africana
Lineage: Eukaryota; Fungi; Mucoromycota; Mucoromycetes; Mucorales; Mycotyphaceae
Exons: 11
Coding region: 161-3424 (1087 amino acids)
Biological process (GO): autophagy; vesicle-mediated transport; endosomal vesicle fusion
Cellular component (GO): fungal-type vacuole membrane; cytoplasm
Source: RefSeq, a predicted model, not a curated record